GGUCUGUAUGGGCUCUGCUGAAUUUCUUCUCUGAGGAGGAGGAAGCUUCGCCUGAGGAACGGAGAAGAGGAGGUGGAGGAAAAGUCAGCUGCAGGCAUGAAGGUAAUAGGGGAAGAAAUACAAAUUAACAUAUAACACUUAAGAACAUUUUUAAACAACCCCACUCCUGAUAUAUCACACCCACCCAAAUGGGGCUUGGCCUCGUCCCCCCUAACCAGCAUAGUAAAAAUACAGUAAAGUAUUUUUAUUUAUUUGAUUGGAGUAGGGCAGCACCUCCUGGCUUCACUCAUGUUGGUGAGGUUUGUCUAUUUUUCCUUUUCUUAUUAGGCUAUCUAAAGGUGACAAAGCAAUGUGUUGAAAACUUAAUUUCUUCAGAUGAACCAUUGUUUUAACCAGGUAAUUACUCAAGGCACCGAUUCUUUCACCUAUCAAUUUAUCCACAUAAUCCAAGCGGAGAUUAAUUAGCAUCCAAAAGUGGUACACUUGCACAUUACAUCUUAAGAUAAAUGUUUUGGAAAAGGCAUAAAUUAAAAAAGAUAAUUAAUUUGCAAGCAAAUACUUGAAUGCCCAGUGAAUUAGAUAGGCAGUGAGCUGGCUUAUUUGUCUAAUGGAGCAUCCCAAAACCCAGUUUGGGUCUAUAAGACCGAGUUUGCCCCUUCCCCCCAGCCUUAACGGCAACCCUCCAUUGCUUUCUGUUUGAUUUUUUAAACAGAUACUCUGAAUUGAACACCACAAGAAUAAAUAGGGAUCAGCCCCUGCUGUAGUGGCCAGCACUAAAAGCCAUUUGAGUAAUUCAGAUCAAUAAAGUAGGAAUAAUUAAUAUUUACAAACCAGCAACUUCACACCAGUUUUGGACACUUGCAGCAACUUGCAAUGUUAAGAGAGGUGCUCUAAAUAAAAGCACUUUCUACAUUUAUGAGCCUUCAGAGUAGGCUCAUGUUUUGUCCUUUGCCUGGAGGUAUAAAUGUUGUUAGCAUAUGUGCAAUCACCCCAAGAACUUCAGGCCUGCUCCUGACUGUCAAAAUGCUCCUGGAGAGGCUGUAAGCAGCACUUCCUCUGCUCUCAGUCAGCAAAAGAGGAUGGCAAGGUGUGCUUCAUGAUGUAACUUAAUUUGCAGCUGCAGGAGAAGUGUGGAUCCCUCAGCCAUACCUAAAUAGCCUUCAAAGUGCCAUUUAAGAGUGCAACAGCUAGCUGUGAUGUGGACACAAAGGUUGUGAGGUUGUUCCCCGUAAGGGACACCUGCAAAUUCCUGCCUUGUAGCAGGUUGGACUGGAUGACCUUCGGGGUCCCUUCACGAUAUAUACUCACCCACUCACCCACCGUCAUACGAUUCUUUGGAAAGUGCUUCAGAAAGAAGAUAGAGAAAUAGCAUUCCUUUAAGUUAGUUGUAGUUGUUGGCUUUUUGCAGCAUGGUAGCACUGCAGAGAGCUUGCUGGGGAGACCAUGCAUUAAAAAGGGACUCAAAAAUAGCUUAAACAAGGUUUUAAUUACAAAAACAAAAGCCCCAUUUACACUAAAUAUAUUAACAAACAAACAUGACCCAAACACCAACCCAUCCCCAGGGUAAUGGGAGAGCUAGGUGCUGCUCCUUAUAUACUACACCCAAUUGCCAACACAGCUUAAUCAAUACAACUCAACAGCACCUGCUAUGUUUCACAGCUGUAAAGCUGGGUCUCGUUAUCUUGCUCUGGCCCUUGCUCUGGCCCCUUAAAGACAUACACAUCGGGUGGAACAGUGAUGAACCUUUACAUUUAAAGAAACCAUUCAACAAUGCAGAGGGUCGCAAGGAUAGCUGGCUAGCCCCAGCUGGAUCGUCUCCUUCCAGCUGUCCAGCUGCGAAGAUCCAUCUGCCUCUGCUCCGAUGUAAAUCAGCAACCCAGGCUUCAAAGCCAGGGCACACUAUAUCAGCCGAGCAAACUGCACACACAGAAUAGGCGUGAGGCUUGUGGAAGCAUACCACAACUAUGGAUUUAUUAAUCAUAAAUCAGGACAAACAGACUCCGCUAACCCAAAAAUAGUACCUCGGGUUAAGAACUUUGCUUCAGGAUGAGAACAGAAAUCGUGCUCCAGGGGCACGGUGGCAGCAGGAGGCCCCAUUACCUAAAGUGGUACCUCAGGUUAAGAACAGUUCCAGGUUAAGAACGGACCUCCAGAACAUAUUAAGUUCUUAACCCGAGGUACCACUGUACACACAACAAAAGUUCCCAGCAAAUUGUGCUGGUAUGUAAACAGACAUGUGACAUGCAACAGUUCCAUGUCUGCAACUAAAGGUGGAAUUUUCCAGCAGUAGAUAGUCAGGCUUGGUUCCUGAAAUGAGUAGGCUUCCUUGUACACACUUCCAGGCAGAAGGGGUAGAUGGAGAGAACACUUUGUGUAGGGUCAGGGUCAGGGUGAGAAUAUGUAUAAUCACCCUGAAGGAUUCAGGGCUCCUCCUGACUGUUGAAAUGCUCCCAAGGAGGAUGUAAGCAGCACUUCCUCUGUUUCCAGUCAAUAAUAGUGAAUGGCCAUGUUUUCUUCAUGGCUGAACUUGCAGCUCCAGGAGAGGUGUGGAUCCCUGAACUAUACCUAAAUAGCCUUCAAAGUGCCAUUUAAGAGUGCAAUAUUUGCUGCACAACCAAGGUUGCGGGGUUGUUCCCCAUAAGGGACUCCUGCAUGUUCCUGUAUUGCAGCAGGUUGGACUGGAUACCGUUGGGGUCCCUUCCAGAGGUCAUAUACCAUCAUUUUUCUUUGGAAAGGGCUUCAGAAAGAAGAAACAGAAAUAGCGUUCCUUAAAGUUAGUUGUAUGAUGGGAAAGUAGCCUCACUUCCUGUGAGUUACCUUAUUCCUUGCACGUUAAUUUGAGCUUGGUGCCUCUUUUUACACGGACCCCUCUUUCAGUUCUUCUGGAAAAAAUUCGCCCCCCUGUUAUUUCUCAGGUCUCUAUGGGCUGUGCUGAAUUCCUGCUCCCAAAAAGGGGGAGGAGAAGGAAGGGGGAAGUUUCGCCUGACAAAGGGAGGGAGAAGAGGGGCCCUCCUGCUGCUGCCUUGUGGGGCGAGAGGGGGAAAGGGGAUCUUUUGACACAAGAUCCAAACAGCUCCUUUAACCAAACACUUGAUCCACCCAGCAGUGUGGCAGCCAAAGGGGAAGGAAAGCAGCUCUUAGACAUCUCCAUGCAGUUGCAAAAGGUGGGUUGCCUGUAUGGGCUCUGCUUUAUUCCUUAAUGUUGAAUGCUACAUCUGCCUAAGUCCACUUCCAUCCACUGGAAAAGAUUCUUAGUAGUAAGGAGUAAAGGGAACAGUGGGAAAUACCUAGUUAUUUCUAUAAAUUGGUAAGACCGCACAGUCCCUACACCUCCACAAGGCCUGGUCCUUUUAAGAGGUCCAGCCUGCCUUCUCCAAAGGUGGAUUUCAGCUCAAACAGCUGGUUGAAAAGUUUCUUUUCCUCUCCUCACACCCGUAACCCUGGCAACCUCCCAGAUAACAGUCUCUAUUCCUCGAUGGUCAGGGAGAUUGCAUUUUCCCACGGUAUCUCAAAAAAUUGAAACCUAGUAUUUAGUAAUCUCUUAAUACAGUUUUGGGAUGUGUAUGUGUGUGUGUCAGCCCUUAAAAAUCAACUGUGCAGUGUGGCUCACAGCAGGGGCAAAGCAAAGAUUUAAGAGUGUCACCAGCUAUGCACAUUCGCGUACACACAUAUAGGCUGGGAGUCCCUAUGCCACAAGACCAAGUGGGCUGAGCCCCGGUAACGGGGGCCAAAACCAAAAGCCAGUUGAAUCAUUUACAUUUACAAAUACUGGCACGUAUGUGUGUGUUUUGGAAAUUUGUAGCAGUUUGUAACGUUAAGAGAGAUGUUCUGAAGAAGAGCACUUUAUACACUCAUGAGCAUUCCCUUAACGUAGGCUCAUUUUUUUUCUUUUUCUGAAGGUAUAAAUGUUCUUAGCAUAUGUACAAUCACCCCGAAGGCUUCAGGCCUCCUUCUGACUGUUGAAAUGCUCCUGGGGAGACUGUAAGCAGCACCUCCUCUGCUCUCAGUCAGCAAAAGGAGAUGGCAAGGUGUGCUUAAUGGUGUAACUUGCACCUGUAGUUUAAAUUGCCUUAAAAGUGGCAUUUAAUAGGGCAACAAUGACAGCACAACCAAGGUUGGUGGUUGUUCUCUUGCAUAUUCCUGCCUUGCAGUGGGUUGGACUGGAUGACCCUUGGGGUCCCUUCCAAUAUAGAUAUAUACACCAUCAUAUAAUUCUUUGGAAUAAUCAUAAUCAUCAUCAUCAUAAAUUUUUAUAUCCCGCCAUCCCCAGCCGAAGCCGGGCUCAGGGUGGCUAACAACAAUAAAACAGUACAAAAGUACAGCACAAACAACACUCUAAAAUCAUUCAUUAUAAAAUUAAUUAAUUCAAGCCACUGGCAACCAUUGGGCCAGAGCUCCGCGAAGAUUGCCGAGGGAGGGAGUCAGGCUGUGCCCUGGCCAAAGGCCUGGUGGAACAGCUCUGUCUUGCAGGCCCUGCGGAAAGAUGUCAAGUCCCGCAGGGCCCUGGUCUCUUGUGACAGAGUGUUCCACCAGAUCGGAGCCACGGCCGAAAAAGCGCUGACUCUAGUUGAGGCCAGCCUAACUUCUCUGUGGCCUGGGACCUUCAAGAUGUUUUUAUUUGAAGACCGUAAGUUUCUCUGUGGGGCAUACCAGGAGAGGCGGUCCCGUAGGUACGAGGGUCCUAGGCCGUAUAGGGCUUUAAAGGUUAAAACCAGCACCUUAAACCUGAUCCUGUACUCCACCGGGAGCCAGUGCAGCUGGUAUAGCACCGGGUGAAUGUGAUCUCGCAGCGAAGACCCCGUAAGGAGUCUUGCUGCAGCAUUCUGCACCCGCUGGAGUUUCUGGGUCAGUCUCAAGGGCAGCCCCACGUAGAGCGAGUUACAACAAUCCAGUCUGGAGGUGACCGUCGCGUGGAUCACAGUGGCUAGGUCAGGGCGAGAGAGGUAAGGCGCCAACUGCUUAGCUUGGCGGAGAUGGAAAAAUGCCGCCUUUGUUGUAGCUGCAAUCUGCGCCUCCAUGGAAAGGGAGGUGUCGAAGAUUACACCCAAACUCUUAACGGACGGUGCUGGCACUAAUUGCGCCCCCGCAAGAGAUGGGAGUUGCCCCCCCAAUCCCAUAUCGUCCCGCCCCAGCCACAGGACCUCUGUCUUCGAAGGAUUUAGCUUCAACCGGCUCCCACGUAACCAUCCAGCCACAGCUUCCAAACAUCUGGUCAGUGUGUCUGGGGCCGAGUCAGGAUGGCCAUCCAUCAACAGAUAGAGUUGGGUGUCAUCAGCAUACUGAUGGCAACCCAGCCCAAAAUUCUGGACAAGCUGGGCGAGGGGGCGCAUAAAGAUGUUGAAAAGCAUCGGGGAGAGUAUCGCACCCUGAGGUACUCCACACACCAAGGAGUGGCGCGAUGACAAUUCCCCCCAAGCGCCACCCUCUGUCCCCAACCAGAGAGAAACGAGCACAGCCAUUGAAGGACUGUGCCCUGGAUCCCCACAUCAGUAAGGCGGUGGUCCAGAAGUUCGUGAUCGACCAUGUCGAAAGCUGCUGACAGAUCUAGAAGAAUCAGCAGCCCCGACCCACCUUGAUCCAGCUGUCUACGAAGAUCAUCUGUUAGGGCAACCAGAGCCGUCUCGGUCCCAUGACCAGCGCGGAAGCCGGACUGGAAUGGAUCCAGAGCCGAUGUUUCAUCCAGAAACCCACAAGCUGUUCAGCAACCGCUCUCUCAGUCACCUUACCCAGGAACGGAAGAUUCGAAACCGGGCGGUAAUUGGAUAGAUCUAAAGGAUCUAAUGAUGUUUUCUUUAAGAGCGGGCGCACCACUGCCUCCUUCAGUUCCCCUGGGAAUGUCCCUGUGCCAAGGGACAAAUUGAUGAUAUCCCCCCCAGGAGGGCCCGCACCUCGUCUGGACACGCUCUAAUCAGCCAAGACGGGCACGGGUCGAGAGGACAGGUGGUGGGCUUUCCAGCUCGGAGGAGUCUGUCCACAUCGGCUGGGGAUAUCCGGUUGAAGUGGUCCAAUACUGGACCCGAGGACAGUUGAGGGGCCUCCAGUUCCUUUAUUGUAUCCAAAUUGGCAGGGAGGUCAUGGCCGAGCAACAAGACCUUCUCCGCAAAAAAGCUCGCAAAUGCCUCACAGCUGUGUGUCAAAUUGUUAUUUAAAUUUGCCUGUCCCUCAAGGGACGUUAAAGACCUGAUUAUACUAAAUAAUUGUGCCGGGUGAGAGCUAGCGGAUGCAAUGGAGGCUGAGAAGUAAGACUUCUUAGCAGCCUUCACCGCCAUCUCGUAGGUUUUCAUAAAAGCCCUAUAAGAUGUUCUUGAGGCUCCAUCACGGGCACCCCGCCAUACUCGCUCUAGCCGUCUGAGGUCCCGCUUCAUUUCCCGGAGCUCCUCGGUAAACCAGGGAGCCCGGUUUCUGCAGGGUCGCAGAGGGUGCUUAGGUGCGAUCUCAUCGAUGGCUGCCAGGAGCUGGAUAUUCCAGCCCUCAACAAGCUCAGUCAAUGAGUUGCCAGGGGGAGCAAGGUCCCGCAAGGCUUGGCGGAAUCUAUCAGGGUCCAUCAGCCUCUGCGGGUGAGCCCAAAUCGGCUCGCCACCUAAGCAGGGUGGGGGUGGAAAGUCAAUCCUGGCUUUCAGAGCAUAGCGAUCAGACCAUGGCACCUUCAUCGAAGGAGACAUGAUCACAUCUAUACCUACGCCAAAGAUCAAAUCCAGCGUGUGGCCUGCUUGAUGUGCGGGGCCCGAAACAAACUGGGAGAGCCCUAGUGUCGCCAUGGAAGACACCAGGUCCAGAGCCUGUGAGGAGGGAGUGGCAUCAGCAUGGAUGUUGAAGUCCCCCAAUACCAAUAGGUUAGGGAACUCCAAGGCCCAGCCGGCCACCGCCUCCAAUAGGCCUGACAGGGUGGCUGCUGGUGCGCUAGGUGGCCGGUACACCAGCCAGACAGCCAAGCUCUCCUUGGAGCCCCACACUAGGCCAACACAUUCAAUGCCGGGGAUCGAUGGCGAUGGUAGAGCCCUGAAAGGACAAUCUUCCCGGAUUAAUAAUGCUACCCCUCCCCCCCCGGCCCACAGUCCGCGACUGGUGGAGGACAGAGAAACCCGGGGGCGCCAUCUCUCGUAAGGUAACUGUUGCCCCUUCGCGCACCCAGGUCUCCGUCACACAAGCCAUGUCAACCCCUUGCGAGAUAAAGAAAUCUCGCAGGGUGGCGGUUUUGUUGCCUAUAGACCUGGCAUUGCACAGCACCAGUGACGGAGGUGAGUAAUCCUUGCUCACCCUACCCUCGUCCCUCGGGAUGAGGCACAGAUUGGAAGGGGUACGAGCAUAUCCAUAUCUCGAUCCCCUUCGCCUAUAACAUCUGCCCCCACCACCAUACCUCCCUCGCCCCUCCACUGUAGCAAUCUCAAGCCUCAUAGUAGCCUCCAUUGAUGGCAAUUACUGUUAUUCUUCCGCAGCCUAAAACAAUAAAACCUUAAAACAAUAAAAACAAAAAACAAAAGCAACCCAGAAAACAAUAAAACAAUACAAAUAAAAACUGCAAAAAUUACAAAUUCAUCAAAAUCUAACAAAUUCCCAAGCCCACCCAAACAUCCAUCCCACCCCCAUAUAUAAAAAUCUAAAGGGAAAGGGAGAUUUUAAAACAUGUUAAAAAGAACUCUGCACCCCUCCGGGUCCUCCUGGGCAGUAGCAGCAUCAGUGGCAACAACCGUCCUUGUGAGGCCCCACCCUGGACCAGAUAGUAGGUGGCAGGAGCAGUCCUUGUGAGGCCUGUCAGGCCCCGCCCUGGGCCAGGUGGUAAGUGGCAGGAAGGAGCAGGGCCCUCAGGCACUCACACAGGCGAGUCCUCCUGGGCAGCAGGGCAGUCCUUUUGAGGCUUCAGGCCCCGCCCCAGGCCAGAUGGUAAGUGGCAAGAACAGGGCCCUCAGGCACUCACACAGGGGUGUGUGCUUAGGAAGUUAGGGUUGGGGUUAGGGUUAGGGUUGGGUUAGGGUUGGGGUGAGGGUUAGAGGGUUAGGUUUAGAGGGUUAGGGGUUGGGGUCAGGGUCAGGGUUAGAGGGUCAGGGUCAGGGUUAGGUUUUAGGGUUAGAGUUGGGGGUUGGGGUUAGUUUUAGUGUUAGGAAGGUCCCAUUUUCCUUUAGGACGUCCCUAUUUUUGUGGGAGAAUGGUUGGAGAUGGACUAGGAUGUCCCAAUUUUCAUCAGGGUAAUAUCAGAGGUGUGACAGGAUGUCCCUAUUUUCACUGGAGAAGUGUUGGAGGAGAUUGACUAUCUAUGGAAUCAUAGUUGUUUGCAUAUAUGAGAUCUCUGAGUAUAGGGUGGUUUAUCAAUUCAAUAAAUAAUAAUAAUAUCAUAGACAUCUUUUAUUUUUCUUCGUUCCCUUUCCAUGCUCCUUUGAUUUCCUUCUGUUGAAAUAUUCUCAAUAGAAUAAUAAUAAUAAUAAAUUUUUAUUUUUAUCCUGCCCUCCCCAGCCAAAGCUGGGCUCAAAAGCAGAAUCAAUGUGUGCUUUUGAGGCGCCAACAGGAUGCUUCUUCCGCCCAGCUGGAUAAAAGCAGCCAGUUUAAAAAAGGUAAAAAAAGAAGACAGGUGAAUCAUAGAAUAUUUUUAUUGGCACUCUGAGUUCGGUUUGCAGAGGGCAUGGAAAGAUCUGGCGAGAUGCAGGAAUUCGGCUCAGAGGAGCUGGAAGGUCCCGUUCUGGAUGGCCUGCACAUAAUAAUAGUAAUAAUAAUUUAUUAUUUAUACCCCACCCAUCUGGCUGGGUUUCCCCAGCAAGGAAAAAGAAAGGGACCCUUUGGACUCGGUUCAAGCUGAGAGACAUUCCAGGUGAAAUCGCCUUCCUUGUAAUAAUAAUGAUAAUAAUAAUUUUUAUUUCUAUCCUGCCCUUCCCAGCCAAGGUUGGGCUCAGGGCGGCUAACAAGCAAUCAUAAAAACAAGUUGAAUGAAGACAAGUUAAAAACAAGAUGGAAAAUACAACAUUAAAAUAUUGAAACAUUAAAAUAUUAAAAUAUCUCCUUGGAGGAGAAGUGGAGUUUGGAUUGGAUAUCCCUCUUGAAGAGUCUCAAAGCGGCUCGCAAUCUCCUUUCCCUUCCUUCCCACAACAAACACUCUGUGAGGUGAGUAAGGCCGAGAGACUUCAGAGAAGUUGACCAGCCCAAGGUCACCCAGCAGCUGCAUGUGGAGGAGCAGAGACUCGAACCCAGUUCCCCAGAUUACGAGCCCACCACUGUUCCACACUGGAGGUUUCGAAGCCUAGGUUGGGGUCCCAUCCAGCUCAACUGUUUCUAGGAUUCCAUGUUGAGACUUCUGCCCCAAAUGGGGGUUGGGAUAAAUGACCCUCGGGUCCCUUCCAUGAGUAUUCUUGGUCACUCAGCCAAAAAAAGGCCAUCCUUUUUGGCAACCCGAUCGUACCUUCUUCCAGUUUUCCCUUCUGGAGGUUCGGUCCUCGUCCGUCCUCCUCUUCAUAUCGGCACAAUCUGCAAACACAACCACAACUUUGAGAUUCCCGCCUUUCAGUCGGGUCCCUGACAGCUCUCAUUCUACGAUUAUAUAGUUCCUCCUGUGGCUAGAGGCCCAUAUGAUUGAUUGAUUGAUUGAUUGACGUGAACCGAAGGGUCCGCUGGAGGAGGUUAGGCAAGGAACUGGGCGAAACGGAGGCUUCAGUGCAGGAAUCUCUUCUUUUUUCCCCCAAUUUUUUUUUAUUGGUUUUCACAACAUUAUAAACAAACCAACACAUAAGACAAACAAACAUAAAUCAUAGCUGUCAGGGGUUCAGGAGCAGAGGCACAGGAAAGGGAGGAAAUAGAGAGCGAGGGGGAGGAGUCCGAAGGAAAUGUUAGCGAUGACAGCGGUCCGAGGUCUCUGAGUCUUUCCAGCGAAUCGGAAGAUUCACAGAAAGGGGCUCCCUUGGUCAGAGCAAGGGGGUGCCGCGGGGGACACCGCAGGAAGAAGGGGCCAGAGGGGACUCAGAGAGCAGCAGUUGGAAAUCAGGACCAGCGUCCACACCAGAGUGCAGUAGGGGGGAGGGGUCCCAGGCAUCGGGAUCAGGCGGCGCACUGCCAGUGGGAGGACAUGAGUCAGGAUUGGCCACGCCUCCAUCGGGGAGCGAGGAAACGGUCGAGAGGAAGGUUGAAGGCUGGGCGCGCGCGCCCAGUUCAAAUGUACAGGAGGGCGGCGCAGUUGGCAGCCCGGAUAGGGAGCCAGGUCCCAAAGCCCGCCGAAAAGAGGGGGAGGAGUCAGGGGGGUCAACGUCAGCGUCAGAAGAAUCCAGGAAGGAAGGGACCCCGGGGGGUAGCAGGACCCAGAGGAGAAAGGAGAGACGUAAGAGGUGGAGUAAGGCUAGAAUCUUAAACUGGUGUACAGGGGCGGAGACUCAGAUGGAGCUUCGCCGAUCUAACCCCUAGACGUAGAGCUGAGGCGCUGCGGCUUGAAAAUGGAAACUGUACUUCAAUAAAGACUUUUGUACAUUACUGCCGGCUAGCGUUGGUCCUCUGUGAGCUGGGACCUGGAGCCAGCUCUGACAGUAAGCUCCAUCCCUAAAAGUUUUGCACCAAAAACCUCGUAACGUGAGUGGACGCAGCGAGGGACGAAGAUUGGUGCUUCGCGAGCUCACAAAAGUCAGGCAAGAUGACUACAGAACAGCAACUAGCAGCCCUGCAAAAUGCAGUGACACAACUCAACGCGGAGGUACUCGCAUCCAGGAAAAGGGAAGAGGAAGCGGCUGCCGCCUGCAGGGAUCUCCAAGCCAGGUUGGAAGUGCUUGCUAAGCAGGGGCAACCGGGACCCAAAUCAGAGGGGAUUGGGCUGGGGAAAAGAGGAGGCAGCCUGGUAUCUCAUUUCGAUGGGAAUUUGCAGCAGUACCCUAACUUCCGAGCAGGCGUGCUGUUUGCGCUGGAACUGCUGGAUAAAGACUUUAGAGAUGAGCAAGAGAAGGUGGGGUUUAUCUUGUCCCAUUUGCAUGGGGAAGCUAAAGCGUGGCUGCGCAAUCUGUGGAGAGAUAAGGAUCCGGCGCUCCAAAAUGCGGAUGCAUUCAUUAAAGCGAUGGAUUCGUGUUUUUAUCAAAUAGAGACAUUGAUAUCGCCAGAAAAGACAUACAUGGGCUCAAACAAGGCAGAGCCAGUGUAAGGCAGUACCAUUCCCGCUUUUUGCAUUAGUCCAUGCGCUGGGAUGGGAGAAGGAUUCUGCCCCAGCCAGAGACCUUUUUGGGAAGGCUUGAAUGCAAAUGUGAAAGAUGAGAUUGCAAGGGGGGAGAGACCAAAGAGCACUCAGGAGGUUGUCCGGCGGGCGCUGCAAAUUGGGGUGCGUCUGGAAGAACGUCCAUGGAACAGAGAAGAAGGACGUUGGGGACGUACGCCAGUGAGAGCACCUCCCUCUUUCCCAAGGAUGCAGCGCGUGUGCAAUCCCCACCUCCGCAAGGAGGGAGAGCAACCGAUGGAGAUUGGAGGCGCCAGGGCUCAGUCAGCAACCAGAGCCCUAACACCGGGAGCAGUCAAGCGAAGCCUCCUAGAGGGAACAGGAAGUGCUACAUCUGCGACAGUGCUCAGCACAUGGCGAAAGAGUGUCCCCAGAGGCUCCACAAGCACACUGCAGCCUCAGCAACAGUAACAGACGCAACUCAGCAGAGAGAACCACAGCAGGGAAACGACAGAGUCUGGUUGGAGGAAGAGGCACUGGGGCCCAGCCAGACAAGUCAAUGAAGCCGUCCCCAGAGAUUUUGCAGCCCACAGACCCCCUCCCGCCCAAACCAGUGGUGCAGCUCACAGCAUCGCUCCAACUACCCAAUGGACUCACUAUGGAAGUGCCGAUUACCAUUGACUCUGGUAGUAACGCAGACUUCAUAGGACUGGAUUUCAUUCAAGAACACAACAUAGCACUCCUGCCAGCCACGCUGCCUCUGAAAGUUGUCACGGUGGAUGGCAGGGAAUUGCUGGGGGGGCAGGUGGUGCAGCAAACGCCUCCGAUGGUGAUGCAAAUUGGGAAUCACCGAGAAGUCAUCAGCUUCAAUGUCACCCAACUGUCGGACACGCCUAUAGUAUUAGGCAUGAGUUGGCUGCACAGGCACAGCCCAGCAUUGGCGUGGUACCAGCGACAACUGACCUUCGGCUCCUCAUACUGUGCGGAACAUUGCAUUCUGCCUAGCCCGGAAGGGGAAGAGGAUGACCCGCAGCUACAAUUAGGCACGCUGCAAGCAGUGCCACUCAAGUACGCAGCGUUUUUGGAGGUUUUCUGCGAGAAGGAAGCGGACAAGCUACCUCCCCACAGGUCCUAUGACUGCAAGAUUGACCUCCUGCCAGGGCGACGCUGCCAACCGGGAAACUGUAUUCCAUGUCUGAAGACGAGCUGCAGGAACUCAGGGAGUUCAUAGACCUCAACUUGAAGCGCGGUUUCAUCCAGGAGUCGAAGGCAGUGGGGGGCAGUCCUGUAUUCUUUGUGAAGAAGAAGGACACGCCCCAAAAAAGGCUUGUGGUGGACUAUAGAAUUUUGAACUCGAAAACCAAGCCCACAGCCUUUCCCAUGCCCAAGAUAGAUGACCUGCUCGCAACGGUGAGGAAAGGACGCGUUUUCACAAAGUUGGAUCUGCGAGGGCGUACAACCUGAUUCGCAUACGGGAGGGCGACGAAUGGAAGACUGCCAUGUUCACGCCCCUGGGCACCUAUGAAUACAGAGUUAUGCCCUUUGGAUUACAAAAUGGCUCCCACUGUUUUCAAGCCUUCAUGCAUCACGUAUUGGCGGGUCUCCUCUACAAGAAAUGCGUCUGCUUCCUGGACGACAUCCUGAUAUUUUCAGAAUCAGAGGAGACCCACGAGGGAGACGUCAAGGAAGUUCUGCAGAGACUGCAGGAGCACAGGCUGUACGCCAAGCUGGAGAAGUGCCAGUUCGACAUGAAGGAGGUAGAUUUCCUGGGCUACAAGUUGUCGGACAAGGGGCUCGCCAUGGACAGCGCCAAGGUUCGCUCAGUGUUGGACUGGAAGAGCCCGCGCAAUCGGAAGGAGGUCCAGCGGUUUGUCGGUUUCGCCAACUUUUACCGCAAGUUCAUCAAGGGGUUCGCGAUGCAGACGGCGGCCAUUACCGACACGCUCAGCUCCAAGAAGAAGAAGUUCAUCUGGACGGAGCAAGCGGAGCAGUCCUUUCAGAAACUCAAGCGUCUCUUCUCGUCCGAAGAGCAGCUACUGCAUGUGAAUCCCAGCAGACCGAUGAGGGUUGAAACGGACGCCUCAGACAGAGCCGUGGGAGCAGUACUGUUGCAGCAAGACCCGCAUGGGGACUGGAGACCGUGUGCCUUCUACUCCAGGAAGCUCAGCAAGUCAGAGCAGAACUACACCAUCUGGGACAGGGAGUUGCUGGCCAUUCAUGCAGCAUUCAAGGCGUGGCGGCACUUCCUCAUUGGAGCCAAACACACAGUGCAGGUCCGCACGGACCAUAAAAACCUGGAGUACUGGCGCACGGCAAGGUUCCUGAACCAGAGGCACAUACGAUGGGCGGAGUUCUUUGCGGAUUUCGACUUCAGGAUAGAGUACAUCCCAGGCGACAACAACAUCAUGGCGGAUGCACUGUCCAGAAAGCCGCAAUACCUCGAGGAGGCGGCACCAGCAGCGGCCAAGCACAUUUUCGCACCGAAAGCGUGGGCGUGCGCUUCAGCAACCGUGGACCUGGAUGCUGUACGUCGAGCACUGCAGGAGGACCCCUUCGCGCAAGCAAAGAUGGCAGAGGUGCAAAGGGGCACGGCGGAGGACGACGAGUUCCAGAUACGCGACGGAUUGCUCAUCCGCAGAGGGCCCUCUACGUACCGGGAGACGACCUCCGCGAAAGUACUGCAGCAGUUGCACGACGCACCCACCGCCGGGCACUUUGGCAAAGAGAAGACGGUAGAAUUAGUAGCCAGAGAUUUUGGUGGCCCAAGAUGCGGGGGAAGUCGCGGAUUACGUCUCGAGGUGCGACACCUGCCAAAGGGCCAAGUCAGUGCACAAACCGCCGGCGGGACUGCUCGAACCGCUGCAGACACCGCUCGAACCGUGGGAGAGGGUGGCCCUGGACUUUGUCACGGAUCUACCCAGCUCGAGGGGCAAGACGGCAGUGCUAGUGGUGGUGGACAUGUUCACCAAAAUGGCCCACUUCAUUCCGUGCGCGAAGGUGGCCACGGCGGAACAGACCGCCAAACUGUUCAUAGACCACGUGUUCAGGGUUCACGGUCUGCCACGGUCUAUCCUGUCCGACCGGGGCGACAGUUCAUCUCGAACUUCUGGCAGAAGCUGAUGGGUUUCCUGAACGUCAAGAUCAACCUAGCGUCGGCGAGACACCCGCAGACGAACGGACAAGCGGAGCGAGUCAACGCCAUCAUGCAGCAGUACCUGCGAUGCUACGCAAAUCAGCAGCCGGCAACAUGGGUGGACUACCUGCCGCUCGCUGAGUUCGCCUACAACAACACGAAGCACGUGUCCACGGGGGUGACACCGUUCUUCGCCAACAACGGGAGGCAUCCCAGAACCUUCCCGGGAUUAGCGAGAGCGGGGAGGGGGAGCCACAGGCAGCGGAAGCCUUAGCAUCAGAGUUGCAGGAGGUUCACGAACAGCUUCGGAGGCAGUUAGAACUAGCAAAGCACGCAUACAAACUGCAGGCUGACAAGCACAGAAGGGUUGGGGAAGACAUACAGGUGGGAGACUGGGUUUGGUUAGCAGCCCAGGCAGUGCCGGCCAGAUCGUUAGCGAAGAAGAAGCUAGGGCAUAAGCAGCUAGGACCCUACCAAGUCGAGGCACAGGUCAAUCCAGUGGCCUUCCGGUUGACACUGCCGGAGGGAUCCAGAAUGCACCCAGUUUUCCAUAGAUCAGUGCUCACGCCCUACAAAGCACCUCAUAGAUUUCAGGAGCCAGGAACGGCACCAGACCCGUUCAGGGAAACGCCCACAAGGGGGGGGUCGCCAAGGCGGGAACCCGUCAACGAAGUCACAGAGAUUUUAGACUCGAGAUGGGGGGGAAGAGGGAGUAGAAUAUCUUCUCGCCAGAGAAGGUACCCCGGCCAGCGCCAACAGUUGGGUGCCAGACCAUGCCUUGGACGAACCUUUUCUCAAGGACGAGUUUCAUGCCCUUUUCCCACACAGGCCCAUGCCAGCCGAGUAUUUCGACGACUGGCUUUUCACACCCACAUUUUCAGCUAGCACAUUCCAGGGGUUCACCUCGGACGAGGAACCGGCACUAGAAACACGUUCCCCGGAGGGAUCACCCUCGGGGUCUGCCUCAGACCGUUCCUAUUGGUGGGACAAUCGACCAGAGGAGCAGUGGCGCAGGAAGUGGCUGGGGGGUCCUUGGCAGGCAACGUCCCCGGAGGAGACCGGGGAGAGACGGACAUGGACGUGUUGGGGAGGACCUUGGGUUCGAGCACGGCGGCAAAGAGAUGGAAGCAGAGGAAAUUGAGGUCGGCGAGAGCACGGAGGACGAGCCGGACUUAUCCGGCUGGAUGCACGCCACGGGGGACGAACUGUAUCCGGCACUCACCCCCACAACGACGGAGCACCCAGUACCCACACCUGAAGGAGGGGAGGGGGUACGGCGGGGCUUCGAGGGGGAUGGAUGUCAGGGGUUCAGGAGCAGAGGCACAGGAAAGGGAGGAAAUAGAGAGCGAGGGGAGGAGUCCGAAGGAAAUGUUAGCGAUGACAGCGGUCCGAGGUCUCUGAGUCUUUCCAGCGAAUCGGAAGAUUCACAGAAAGGGGCUCCCUUGGUCAGAGCAAGGGGGUGCCGAGGGGACACCCCAGGAAGCAGGGGCCAGAGGGGCCUCAGAGAGCCGCAGUUGCAUAUCCGGCCCAGCGUCCACUCCCGCGUGCAGUAGGGGGGAGGGGUCCCAGGCAUCGGGAUCAGGCGGCGCACUGCCAGUGGGAGGACAUGAGUCAGGAUUGGCCACGCCUCCAUCGGGGAGCGAGGAAACGGUCGAGAGGAAGGUUGAAGGCUGGGGGCGCGCGCCAAGUUCAAAUGUACAGGAGGGCGGCGCAGUUGGCAGCCCGGAUAGGGAGCCAGGUCCCAAAGCCCGCCGAAAAGAGGGGGAGGAGUCAGGGGGGUCAACGUCAGCGUCAGAAGAAUCCAGGAAGGAAGGGACCCCGGGGGGUAGCAGGACCCAGAGGAGAAAGGAGAGACGUAAGAGGUGGAGUAAGGCUAGAAUCUUAAACUGGUGUACAGGGGGCGGAGACUCAGAUGGAGCUUCGCCGAUCUAACCCCUAGACGUAGAGCUGAGGCGCUGCGGCUUGAAAAUGGAAACUGUACUUCAAUAAAGACUUUUGUACAUUACUGCCGGCUAGCGUUGGUCCUCUGUGAGUUGGGACCUGGAGCCAGCUCUGACAAUAGCCUUAUAGAAAAUUACACUGAUUAACAUUGUUAAGUGACGUCCUCGCUUCCCCAUGGUUGAAUUUCAUUGCAUGUCCUUUGAACGGUUUUCCAAAUCACAGUUCUUCUAAAAUUCAACUUAAACAUUAACAUCCUUAGAUCUUCACAUUAUGAAAUUAAACAUAUGAAUUCAUCACUUAACGUAAAUAAAAUCCUAAGCCAAUUAAGUAUCUGCAAGCUGUUUUCAGUUAAUUUAACUUAACAUAGUUAACUAAGACCUAACAGGAAGAGCCUGCCACCAGAAGGAGAAGUAUCAGGAAGAUUGGAUUAAAUUUAAUUAAAUUUAACUAAGUAAUCAUUCAAUUUAAUCCACUCUUCCUGAUACUCCUCCUCCUCCUGGUCACGGACUCUUCCGGUUAGGUCGGCUAGCUCUGAAAAAUCCAUCAUCUUCAGUGCAGGAAUCUCAACACAGAAUCAUACAAUGCCGGAGCUGGGACCCCCAAAGGUCAUCCAGUCCAACCCGCAGCAAGGCCAAACCUGCCCCAUCUACAGUGGUGGAGUUACUUACGGACGGCAACAAUUGCUGCAAAGGGGAGGAAGUACAUCCCAGCAGUUCCUGCAACAACAGGCGUCAGGUCCACUGGUGCAGCGCAUCCUUGCUCUGUGAAGAAAACAACAGCCAGGCCAAAGUUUUAAGAUAUUUUUAAAACUCCCCCCCCCCAAACCAGGACUUUAGGGGCAGCAGAAUCAGCUGGGAAGAGAGAAGAGGAGUGCAGGGUAUGUAUUAUAAUAAUAAUAAUAAUAAUAAUAAUAAUAAUAAUAAUAAUAUAGUAAUUAUUUUAGUAAUAAUUUUAAUAAAAACAAUAAUUUUAGGUUGGGUGUCCUUGCUUCUCCUACUGCUUUUGUAGGUUUCACAGUAUUUGCGCAUGGUGAUCUGUUGUUAUUUUUAUUGAUUAUUGUAAACAUUGUGAUUAUAGUUUUGAGACUUGUGGGUGUAGGGCAGUAUACCCAUUGAAUAAGAAAUAAUAAUUAUUAUUUCAUUUUCCAUAUGGUACCAUAUUUUUGGCUCCAUAAGAUACACUUUUUUCUUCCUAAAAAGUAAAGGGAAAUGUCUGUGCAUCUUAAGGUCCCUGGAGCUGAAUGUGUGGUCCCUGGAGCUGAAUUGCACUGGGCCGAAAGCAUGGUGAUCUGUUGUUAUUUUUAUUGAUUAUUGUAGUCAUUGUGAUUAUAGUUUUGAGAGUUGCGGGUAUAGGGCAGUAUACCCAUUAAAUAACUAAUAAUAAUUAUUAUUUCAUUUGCCAUAUUUUAUUUUUACUUUAUUUUAUUUUAUUUUUACUUUAUUUUAUUUAUCUGUUUUUCUACGUUGUGAGCCAAUCCGUGCCAAAUCCCCCCACAUUUCAGACGACAUCAAAUGACAUAGAAAUUUAAGCCGCCUGCCAGUCUCACCUUCCAGCUUCACCACCUGCCGGAUGAGGAGGCUGCACGUCACAGUGACCAAGAUCACCCCCGUCGGGGUGCUGAAGUCCACCAGCCGCUGAGCUGCAGGAGAAGAAAGAGGAGGGAAUCGAGAACCUGGAAGGGACCCAAAAGCUCUGGAGGGUGGAGGACGCCGCCCAGCCCCGCUGACCAACCUGCCGGGUCGGUGAUCUGGUGGAUCAUGUCCAUCUUGAAGGCAACGGUGCCCACGACCAGCAGGGUGACCAUCGCGACGUAGAUGAGGAGGAACAGAGGCAGGAUGAGGGCGGCCGAGAGUCCUGGAGAGGAAGGGUGAUGGUGGGAUGGUCGAAUCGGACGGGACCCCCGUGUCCAACCCCCUAAAAGGCACCUAGUCCUCCUGGGGAGGAAGGGCGAUGGUGGGACGGUCGAUUCGGACGGGACCCCCGUGUCCAACCCCCUAAAAGGCACCUAGUCCUCCUGGGAAGGAAGGGCGAUGGUGGGAUGGUCGAAUCGGACAGGACCCCCGUGUCCAACCCCCUAAAAGGCACCUAGUCCUCCUGGAGAGGAAGGGCGAUGGUGGGCCGGUCCAGUCGGACGGGACCCCCACGUCCAACCCCCUAAAAGGCAACUAGUCUACUAGAUCCUUCCAAAGGAAAAUCAGACUUUUUUUAAGGCUGUCCAUUCCUUUUAAGCCCAGUAUUCCUUUAAGCUCAGUAUUAUGCGGAUGAGACCCAGCUCUACCUCUCUUUCCAAUGGGAACCAGCGAAGGUUUUGUGUGAGUGCCUGGAGACGGUUGGAGGCUAACAGAUGGGGGAGGUUGAAUCCUGACAAGAUGAGGUUGAAUCCUGACAAGGCAGAAGGACUGUUUUGGGGGGACAGGAGGCGGGCGGGUGUGGAGGACUCCUGGUCCUGAAUGGGGUAAAUGUGCCCCCGAAGGACCAGGUGCGCAGCCUGGGAGUCAUUCUGGACUCACAGGUGUCCAUGGAGGCGCAGUUCCAUUCUGUGUCUGUUUACCAGCUCCAUCUGGGCUGCAGGAUGAGACCCUACCUGCCCGAGUGGUGCAUGCUCUGGUUAUCUCCCGCUUGGACUACUGCAAUGCGCUCUACGAGGGGCUACCUUUGAAGGUGACCCAGAAACUACAACUAAUCCAGAAUGCGGCAGCUAGACUGGGGACUGCGAGCGGCCAUCUUGAAAGACCUACACUGGCUCCCAGUACGUUUCCGAGCACAAUUCAAAGGGUUGGUGCUGACCUUGAAAGCCCUAAACGGCCUCAAAGGUCCAGUAGACCUGAAGGAGCGUCUCCACCCCCAUUGUUCAGCCCGGACGCCGGGGUCCACUUCCGAGGGCCUUCUGGUGGUUCCCUCGCUGUGAGAAGCCGAGUUGCAGGGAACCAGGCAGAGGGCCUUCUCGGUGGUGGUGCGCGCCCUGCGGAACUCCCUCCCACCAGAUGUCCAAGAGAAAAAGAACUACCGGACUUUGAGAAGACAUCUGAAGGCAGCCCUGUUUAGGGAAGCUUUUAAUGUUUAAUUGGUUAUUGUAUUUUAGUGUUUUGUUGGAAGCCGCCCGAGUGGCUGGGAAACCCUGCCAGAUGGGCAGGGUAUAAAUACUAAAUUAUUAUUAUUAUUAUUGUGGCAAAUUAGCUUCUUCCUCUUCUCCGAAAGCCCCUUCCCGCCUCACCUUGAUCAUAGCUCCACAGGAUCAGGGCCACGAAGGCAAGGGCCGAAGCCAAGCCUGUCAGUCCGUUGACGUAGAUGCUGAGCCACUUCCAGGCCUUCCCUCCUGGGGAGCAAAAGGGUGGUAGCACCUAAGGGUGGGACCCCAUAGAUCAUCCAGUCCAACCCGCGGCAAAAAGAUACUCACGGAUCUGGAGCUUAUGGGGCUGACACAAUGGCAAGAGGAUCCCCAUCCGGAGAAAGCAGCACUCACCAGGGCUGAGGCGGAGAGCUGGAAGGACACCCCCAGCAUCAUGGAGAUCCCUGCAGGAUGGAGCCCGUUGGGGAGAGGAGACAUCAAGCACCUCAGGGAGGAAUUCCAAUGUUCCUCUUCCCCCUACAGAAGUGUCAACUGGGUGCCAUGGCCCUGGCACCGAAAUUUGGGGGUGUCCAGACCCUCCAUGGGAAUGUUGUGGGCGCUCGGGCACCCAUGCCUCUCUCCUCUCUCCCAUCCCAGGUACGCCCAUGGUGACAUUGCCUGGGGUUGUACUGGAUGACCCUGGGGGUCCUUUCCGAAUCUAUCCUAUCAUUAAUUGGAGGUUUUUCAGUGGGGUCCCAUCCAACUCUACCAUUCCCUGGAAAGAUGGAUUCAGAGUUUGCUUUCGCUUUCUCCUCUCUCCCAACCAGGUCUUCUGGAGCUGCAGAAUUAUUGGGCCUCUUUCUCCGGAGAAAUGUUGGUGGGAAUCAUAGACCCAUUGAUGGGGAAGGGAUCCCAUGGUCGUGUAGCAAGGCAAGGCAAGACCACCCCCAGAAACAUCAUUCCUACAUCGCAGAAGGGGUGUAACCUAAGACCACCCCUCAGAUACAUCAUACCUACAUCACAGAAAAGGCGGUCUAAAACAGAAAUUUUGAAUGUUGUUUUUCUCCUGUCCUUGUUUAUCUCCUGUCUGGUAGGUUACUUGAUUGGAUUUCCUGGGGAGCCUGGCUAGUCAUACCUACAUCACAGAAAAGGCAGUCUACAGCAGAAAUCUGACUGCAUUGUUUAUCUCGUCUGACAGGUUACCUGUUUAAUGGUCACUUGAUUGGAUUGCCUGGGGAGCCGGGCUAGUUUUUGUAAUGAUAAAUACUUAGUUCCUGGGCCAGGUCACAGGCUCACACCCUAUUCAUAUCUUAAAUGUGCCCUUAAGACCGGAUUUGUGAGACAAUGGGGAGGUUUCCCAUUUUGACAUUGCCGAGAAAACAUUUGCUCAGUUUAGGAAUCAAAAUGGUUCCAGGAGGGUCUUCCUGUGCUGAUCUUGGUUGGUAUGCUUAGGAACAUUACCAUAUAUGUCAGGGGUUCAGGAGCAGAGGCAAGGGCAAGGGAGGAAACAGAGAGCGAGGGGGAGGAGGCAGAAGAAAAGAUGAGUGAUGACGACGACCCGAGAUCUCCGAGUCUUUCCAGUGAAUCAGAAGAUUCACAGAAAGGAGCACCAGUGGCCAGGGCAAGGGGGGGAGCCUAGGGAGACGCCCCAGGAAGAUAGAGCCAGAGGGGACUCAGAGGGGAGCAGUUGGAAAUCGGGACCAGCGUCACCGCCAGAGAGCAGGGAAGAGGAAGGGAGCCAGGGAUCAAGCGCUGGCAGCUCACAACAGGGGGGAGGGCACGAGUCAGGAGUGGCCACACCUCCAUCGGGGAGCGAAGAAACGGUCAGACGGAAGGUGGAAGGUUGGGCGCGCGCGCAUGGUUCAAAUGCACAGGAAGGUGGCACAGUAGGCAGCCCGGAAAGGGAGCCAGGUCCUAAAGCCCGCCGAAAGGAGGGAGAAGAGUCAGGGGGGUCAGCGUCAGAGGAAUCCCGGAAAGAAGAGACCCCAGGGGCAGAGGGACCCAGAGAAGAACAGUCAGGCGGAAAAGGUGGAGCAGGGCUAGGAUAUUAAGUUGGUGUACAAGGGGCGGAGACUCAGACGGAGCUUCGCCGGUCUAACCAUGAGACGUAGAGUUGCACGCAGCAGUUUGAGAAUGGAAACUGUAACUCAAUAAAGACUUUUGUUUAAUGAUCGCUGGCUAGCGUGAUCCUCUGUGAGCUAGGAUCUGGAAGCAGCUCUGACAAUAUAUCUAAGACCGUAAAAUUCCUAUCACAGUUGAAACCCAGUCAACGCAAUGCUUUCCUUGCAGACCCAGAAGGCUGACUCUAGAUUUGUUCUAAUUCCUCAUAGCAAUCCCACCUGAUCACUACAGGGCGAAAUGUGGCAACAGGGGAGAGGAGAGGGCCCGGAUUCUUCUUCCGUUUUGUGCCCCCCACUUGGCGUCUACUCACCCGGCGUCACGUCCAGCUGGGGCGACUCCUUCCAGCCCCGGCGGUUGCUGGCAUUGCAGGAGUACGAGCCGCAGUGGGAUGUCUCCACCCCGGAGAGGGGGAGAAGAAGAAUGUCAUCCCUUUGGCCCCUGGAGAGCGGUUUCCCGUCCCUUUUCCAUUCAACGGCCUCCACUGUGCCACUCGGCACCCGGCAGGACAAGCGGACACCGGGAUUUUGCAGAGAAGGCUCUCUGCGGACGACCGGCUGGGCAGGAGGCUCUGAAAACGGGGGAAAGAACCCAAAAGCUGGAAGGGACCCUGAGGGUCAUCCAGACCAACCCCCAGCAAGGCGGGAACCUUUUGCCCCAAAGAAUGCAAUCCUGGCUCGGAAGAGAGCCUUUUGUCCUGUUUGUCCUGCUGUUUUCGACCUUUUGGAGUUCAUGCCUCCCUGGACUGGCAGCAUUCUUUCUCCGGCUCACCUGUGGAACUCACUGACACUGGGGUCCCUGUGCGUGAAGGGGGGGGGGUUUCUCCUUCCUGCCUCGUUUUUGGCGCCUGUUCAAAUGUGGGUGGCCCGGCCUGCAUCUCCUAUUUUAUUUCUCAUUAUUAAUACCUGUAAUAACAAUUUACUAAAUGUAUAUUAGGAUGCGCCUGGGGAGGGAAGAACAAGAUUAACAUAUUUAAUAAUACUUUGUGGUCCUUUCCCGCAUUCUUCCCGGCCCCUUAAAGUGGGGCGGCUCUUAAAGAGGACCCCUAGGUUAUGCUUUCCUGCCAACCUAGCAGUUCGAAAGCACGUCAAAGUGCAAGUAGAUCAAUAGGUCCCGCUCCGGCGGGAAGGUCAAUGGCGUUUCUGUGCGCUGCUCUGUUUUGACAGAAGCGGCUUAGUCAUGCUGGCCGCAUAUCCAGAAGCUGUACGCCGGCCAAUAAAGCAAGAUGCACACCGCAACCCCAGAGUCGGCCAUGACUGGACCUAAUGGUCAGGGGACCUUUACGUAGGUGACACUUACCAAGGUCCUCUAGGGAUCUGGGUAUCCCGUGUGCCACUGCAGGACGUCCUCCGACGAAUUCGUUCUCCCCGGAGCAGGCAGCCCAUGGUUGGACGUGUUUUCGGGAGCAGGGAGCAGGAAAGGGGAGCCGGCGGCAACUUUGGCCAGCCAGAGCAGCACUGCAGAGAAACAGGGACGCAGAAUCCUAGCCGAGGGUCACCUAGUCCUGCCCCCGGCAAGUCCAAACGUAGAAGCAUAGAACUGGAUUGGGACUCUGAGGGUCAUCCAGCUCAACCCCCUGCAACGCAUCCUGUCCAUUGGUCUGGGAUGGAAGAGCGGAGAUGGCUGCCUAGCGGUGGGUUGGGAUGGAUGACCCUUUGGGGUCCCUUUCAGCUUGAGCUCUGGAAGUUUAGGGAAGCUUUUAAUGUUUAAUCGAUUAUGGUAUUUUAGUGUUUUGUUGGAAGCCGCCCAGAGUGGCUGGGGAAACCCAGCCAGAUGGGCGGGGUAUACAUAAUAAGUUAUAUUAUUAUUAUUAUAAGUGGCGGCUUGGAGAACGUUGGCCUUGGCGUGACGUGGAGCCACGAAUCCAGGCUAGUGGGGGGACUGGAUCUCUGAAGGAUCCUCUACUGACCGCAAAUUACGUCUCUCUUUCCGCUCUGGCUCAUCUAGGCAACCCACCAGAGUGGAAAACUGGACUGUGUCCAAGUUGGAAAUGUACACAGCCAGACGGGAGAAACAUACACAGUCCAGAGUCCGGGCCCAAGCCGGAUGCUGUGCAAACGGUUACCUGGCGCCAGCAAGCCACUUGCUGCCAUCUUUCUGGGGAAGAAGCAAAUCUUCAUCUGCGGAGAGAAAGCAGAGGGAGAAUGAGAAAAGGGACCCUGAGGGUCAUCCAGACCAACCCGCUGCGAUACAGGAAGAUGCUGCUGUCUCUCGAACCUGCAACCUCGGUGUUCUCAGCAGCUAUGAAUAUGAAUCCUUGGUAUUCUCUCUCCAGCUAUCUAUGGAUCCCAAUCACGAGAAGCACUGGGAAUGGCUCCAUGCACCCAGCCCCCCUUCUUUCUGUGGCUGCCCUUCAGAACUAACGGGCAUUGGGGUUCCCUUGUAGGAAGUAGAAGAAAGGCGUCUGCAACACGGGCCUAAAUGAGAAAUGCCAAAUGAGAGAUCCAAAGGACAAGACUAUAUUUUAAUUUUAAUACAUAAAAGUUUAGAUUGCCACCAUCCAUCUAAUAGGUCUGUACUCUGUCCCUCCUGGUCUCCCAAUUUCUCCUUCUCUUGCUGCAUAUGCUAUUUUUAUUUUGUAUUCCAUCACUUCUUGGUCUCCCCAUUUCUCUUGCUGCAUAUCCUUACCCUCUCCCAGCCAUGCCGAAUAUCCUAAUUUCUUUUCGCUACUGC
Molecule: messenger RNA, 24021 nt
Organism: Podarcis lilfordi (Lilford's wall lizard)
Lineage: Eukaryota; Metazoa; Chordata; Lepidosauria; Squamata; Lacertidae
Source: the annotation of a GenBank genome assembly